AAAAAAAUCGACCCGAAUUCGCCGAUCAACACUGGCCCGCCUUUGAUAAAAUAAUCAUGUUCGGAGUUUAGUUGAUCCGAUAAUCCCCCGGGUUACUACCACUCACGCUAUGACUGCGCCAGAGCAGCCUCUGAAACAAGGAGAAAUGGCGUCCGCGGACGUGGACAGCAGUCAAAGCGAGUUUCUGCAACCCGGCGGCGCCGCGGAAACACAGACGACAGAUAUGUCAGCCAUUCAGCUGACGGGCUCAGAUCGAUGGGAGGUGUUGACUCCCGUAUCGGCUGGGAAGGAAGACCAGGGAGUCGUUCACAUUCCAAACUCGGGGAUUAUCACGUCCAACGGGCAGUACGUGCUUCCUAUUGGGAGUAUUCCCAGCCAGCCCAUAUAUGUUACAGCAACCGGGAGUGAGGCUGCAGCAAAUGGAGUGUCGGGCAUUCAGUAUCAGGUCAUCCCUCAAAUCCAAAAUGCAGAUGGGACAAUUGCAGGAUUCCCCACGCAGGGUUUGGAUGACGGUACGGGGCAGAUUCAGCUACUCCAAGAUGGCAGCCAGGGCAGCAUUGGAAUCAGCUGUGCCACGACGGCAACCACAGAUCUCUUGACACAGGCGGGGCAGGUUCAGUCGAUCCACGGCGUUUCGCUAGCUGGAGGUUCGACGUACACGGGCACCAUGCCUGUAGGGCUUCCUGGCAACAUAACAUUCGUCCCUAUAAACAGUGUGGAUCUGGAGUCGCUGGGGCUGACCGGAGCUCAGACGGUCCCCAUCGCAACAGGAGUCACACCUGAAGGCCAGUUGAUAAUGAGCAGCCAGGCUCUCGACACCCAGAACCAGGACACCGGAGCCAAACAGUCGCUGGUCACUGUGAGUGACCCGAGCGCCAACCAAGAGCUCUACGUGCCAACAACCACUUCCUCUUCCAACUCCGCCCAGCUUCCUGAGACCAUCGACGGCACAGGAGUUCUCACCCAGGCGACUGCCGUGUCCGCAGGCGUGUCUGAUCUGUCGUCCUCGGAGAACUACAACUCCCACAACCACCUGCAGCAAAUCCAGGUGUCAUCCUCCAAUGCCACCACUAUCUCACAGCCCAUCUUGCAGCUGUCUGGGGACAGUCAGGCCCAGGUAGCCCAGGUGGCUCAGGGUCAGGACCUGACUGCAGGAGCAGGUCAGACUCUACAGAGCGUGCAGCUGGUCAACCCUGGGACCUUUCUCAUCCAGGCCCAAACUGUCACUGCUACUGGACAGAUCCAGUGGCAGACCUUCCAGGUUCAGGGUGUCCAGUCACUCCAAGGACUUCAGCUGCCCCAGGGUCAGGGCCAGGCCCAACAGUUGACUUUAGCCCCAGUCCAGACCCUUCCCCUGGGCCAGACAGGCCAGGUCAGCCUGCCUAACCUCCAAACAGUCACAGUUAACUCUGUAACACAAACUGGGAUCCAGUACUCGCAGGGAGAGGAUGCAAACAGUCCAGCAGGUAUCCAGAUAAAGGAAGAGCCAGACUCUGAGGAGUGGCAGCUGAGCGGGGAUUCCACGUUGAACCCCAGCGACUUGAACAACCUGCGUGUUCAGAUGGGAGACGAGGACAUGGAGACGCCGAGCGGGGAGGGCAAAAGGCUCCGCAGAGUCGCCUGCACCUGCCCCAACUGCAAAGAGUCUGGAGGAAGGGGUUCAGGUAUGGGGAAGAAGAAGCAGCACAUCUGCCACAUCGCCGGUUGCGGCAAGGUUUACGGGAAGACAUCCCACCUCCGAGCUCACCUGCGCUGGCACAGCGGCGAGAGACCCUUCGUCUGCAACUGGAUGUUCUGUGGGAAGAGAUUCACCAGGAGUGACGAGCUGCAGAGACACAGGAGGACGCACACAGGGGAGAAGAAGUUUGUGUGCUCAGAGUGCUCCAAGAGGUUCAUGCGGAGCGACCACCUGGCCAAGCACAUAAAGACUCACCAGAAUAAAAAAGGCGGGGUGCCCCCCUCCACGUCUCCGCCCACCUCCGACGCCAUCAUCAACACGGACGGAACAACGCUCAUCCUCCAGGCCACCAACGCGCACGACCUUGUAGCCAAUCAGGAGAUCCCCUUGCAGCUGGUCACAGUGGCGCCCAGCGAGGUCAUGGAAUGAGGGGGUGGGUGGGGGUUGAUGUGGUGAGGUGGCUUUUUGAGAACUGGCCUAUCAAAAGGGACCUCUUGGGCUUUUCUCUUCCCCUCUUCCCCCCCCCUUUUUUUUUUCCUUGUUUUGUUUUUUUACAUAUGAAUAUAUACCUAAAUGUAUAUGACAAAUAUAUAUAUUUUAAGUAAGAGUUAUCUUGACUUUAUGUUUGUUUUUUGCAGUCUUUUUAUAGGCGGGCAAAAAGAAAUAACAUUAAAAUGUGUUUGCUAUGUACACACGCUCACACACACACACACACACGAAAGCACACAUUAACACUCAAAACACGACAUGAAUACUCAACACGAUGAAAUGCCUUAUUUUGUAUUAUACUCUUGUAUAAAAUGCUGGAGGUGCAUGUUGGUUUUUUGUUUGUUUUUAAAGAAAAAGCUUUGCAGAUGAUGUAACUGUAACGGGGGUAAAUGUGUUUGUGAAAUCGGACCGAGGGAAAAGGAAGCCGUGGAAACUCUCGGGGAGAGUCGUGACAAAUCUGAGCGCCCUGUUUGAAGCGGCGCGGCGUCCACACCGCUGCCUUGAUUUGUUCUUUUUGUUUUGUUUUUUUAAAAGUAGUUUUUAAAUGUUUUUUGGAAAUGUGCUGAUUCGCUUUUUUCUUGAGAGUGAAAAAAAUCCAGCAGUCUGGUACCACCCCCCCUCCCUUCACUGUCGUCGUGCUAAAGGUAACCAGCUGCUCACAGGGGCUUCGCGUUUGGCGUUACAGACUUUAGUAAGACGGCAAAUCAGGUUAUUUUCCAGCCCAGUCAGGGCAGCGGUGCUGAUGUCACGCCGCGCGCUGCUCGACGCAGAGCACGGGCGCAGCUGGCUGGUCAGGUUAAGAUGACAGUGCCACCAUUAACCGGUUUGAAGUUUGCAUUUUUGCCUCAAGGACGAGGGGAGGGGAGGGGGAAACAAAUGCAAGCAACUUCUUUCAGCAUCUGUUUUCAUGAGCACGCCGUCUGCUGUGCUUGUCAACAUUUAAAGAAACACCACAUCCUUUUUUUUCCUUUUUUGGGGGGGGGGGGUUAAUUCUCGUCAUGUUUCAGUUCUCCACGUCUCUUUGCUGGUCUGGGUGUCGUCUAUGUUGAAGCCACACGAUGAUGGGAAUCAUAGGUUUUAAAGCGUUCUGGGUUAUUUGUUGGCUGCAGGAGGAGUCUGCACACACCAGUGUUGCCAUGUGAAGAAAACGGAUGCAUCAAAUCGGCCUCAUUAAAGCCAGUUCUACUUUUUUUUUUCCUGCUUCUUUUUGUGUCAUCACAUUCCAGUUGCACGCCACACGCUGUGGGAUUCGUUUUGCAAUAACUGCUCUGUUGGUAAUUCUGGUCAGAUGUCACUCAAGUGAAAAAGCAAAACAAUCAAUGCCAUUGUUUGUGUGUUUUUAUUUUUUAUUUUAAUUGAUGUAAUCCCUUUGUUUGUCCUCAUCUUUGUAGCAUUCAUUUACAUGUAUAUUAUCUUAUUUUCACAUUGUUCAUAGAAGCCAUUAGUUAACUGAAUUUUGUUGUAUCAAAACCUUAUUUUAAGUGAUUUUUUUUUUUUUUUUUAAAAAGAAUUGGUGUAAAAAUUGAAUGUUACCUUUUUGUAAAACCUUUUUUCAAAUGGAUCACAAUAAAAGUCUGAAACCUUCCAGUAA
This is a messenger RNA of Haplochromis burtoni (Burton's mouthbrooder), 3758 nucleotides long. RefSeq names its product transcription factor Sp3. NCBI's taxonomy places the organism in Eukaryota, Metazoa, Chordata, Actinopteri, Cichliformes, Cichlidae. The record is from RefSeq and is a predicted model, not a curated record. Gene Ontology annotation, molecular function: RNA polymerase II cis-regulatory region sequence-specific DNA binding; DNA-binding transcription factor activity, RNA polymerase II-specific. The transcript has 9 exons. The coding region runs from base 110 to 2107 and encodes 665 amino acids. Gene Ontology annotation, biological process: regulation of transcription by RNA polymerase II.